Molecule: messenger RNA, 1229 nt
Organism: Papilio xuthus (Asian swallowtail)
Lineage: Eukaryota; Metazoa; Arthropoda; Insecta; Lepidoptera; Papilionidae
Product: dynein heavy chain 3, axonemal-like
Exons: 9
Coding region: 66-1229 (387 amino acids)
Source: RefSeq, a predicted model, not a curated record
CACUUCUGAGGUAUAAUAUGUGGAUAUAUUUUUAGCUGCCACCUUUCUUAUUUUACUUGUGCGUAAUGGCUAGUGGCGAUAGAAAGCGCCAACUCGGGAAGGCGUCUAGCAGCAGCAGUCGCGGACAGUCGCGCUUCGUGCCGGCGCCGCGGAGGCACCCCGUGCCGCCCCGACUGGCGCGCGCCGGCCUGCCGCACGAGCUGCAUAGGGACAGCACUCUGCUCAGAGCCAACACCAGUUAUUAUCCUGAAGGAGAAAGCGAAGGCGGAUGCAGCGAGUUUCCGCCGCUCAUGCUGCGUAAGUCCUGGACACGCGGAGUGCCCUACAGGGAUAGCUUUGAUCAUGCCAGGCCCUCAGAUUCUACAGGCAAUUGCUACACGCCGGCGACGAAGACGAUGCGCACGGUGCACAUGCCGCCGAAGAGACGGCCGCCGCCGCAGCUUUACGGACCCAUCGGCCCCAACGGCGAGCUGCAGUUUCCGCCGCUCAAGCCAUGGGCCGAAAGGGAGAAGGAGAGAUUGGACGCCAUCAAGAAGGAACAGGACAAGAAGAAGCUGCCCAAAGGGCUCGUGUUGUUAGAAGAUUUGGUAUCAGGAGCGUAUGAGCGACGAAAGGCUGCAGCUGCAGAAGCAAAAAGGAAAAGAAUAGAAAAGAAGCGACAAGAGAAGUUAGCCGCUGAGGAGGCGGCCAAGGAGGCGCUGAAGAAGCAUCUAGCUAAGCUGUCGUUUGAAGUGCCGCGGGACCCUGACGACCAGAAGUUGGAGCUUCUGACGGUCACCGAGGCGGAGCAUUACAGAUACAUUCACCCUAAUGAUUUGGAGAGGAUUCAGUACUACAUGACUACGUCGUUGACGAACAGACACCUACCGGAUUUCCCGGUACAGCUGUACCGGCGCGCAAAACAGCAGGUGGACAAACAGACGGCAGCCAUCAAGCGCCGCCUCAUGAUCCUUACGUACCAGGCCUGUGUGCGCCAGAGCGAGGCAGAGAUACGGGAAUCCUUUGUUGAAGCUAUGAAGAGAUGCAUCUUGACAUAUGUUUUGGAAGAUCCUUGCGAGCGCGGCCGGCUAAGCAUCGCGCAUGUGCCCUCGCUGUGGCCCGCGCUCGUCGUGCACGGCCCCAUGCCCUGGCACUCCGCCGCCGUGCGCUCUAAACAGGCGCUGUUUUACCGCCACUAUCACGGGAACCCAGUGCUGUUGGAGCUGCGACGAAUUUGGCAGCAGAGGUAA